UAUCCCUAUAAAUGAGUUGGCUUAUUCUCGUGUUUUCCUCCCUCCUCAUUCUUGUCAAUUGUCAUGCUUAUCUUCACAACUGUAAUAAGUGUGAACCUAUCUUUUCACUCCUGAUAAAUCCAACAACAACAACAAUAACAACAAAAAAAAUAAUUAGCCCAAAUUAAUCAGAAAAAUUAAAAUGAUGUCUUCCGAUUUCCCGCAAUUGAGUUUAGAUUUGAGUCUGCCGAUUCUACCGAUUUCUUCUCCGUUUCACGAAAUUUUAACUCGAUUUUUAAUCGCCAGAAUCUCAAAUUCUUCCGAAUUAUCUAAGCUUUAUGAUUUCAUUAACGGACUUGAAGACGAGCUUAAGAAGAUCCAGGCAUUUCAGCGUGAACUUCCCCUUUCAUUCAAUAUCUUAAACGAUGCUAAUAACAUGUUGAAAGACGUGGUGAAGAAAAACGAAGGAAAGCGGUGGGAUGGUAAAAUUGAUGAAAGUGUAGGGGUAAAAUUGGGAAUUGAUGAGUUUGAGAAGAAGACGUGGAUGAGCUCUGUUCAGUUAUGGAGUAAGACAAAUGAAGGAGGCGGCGACUACGAGCCGCGUAAAUAUGAGGAGAGAGGCCCGAGAGGGACAGUUUUGUCUUUUGAGAAGGCUACGGAAGAUGUUACAGGACUUUCUCUGGUGACCCCCGGUUCAAACAACCCGACGGUGGAUGAACCGGGUUUAGAGAAACUUCUAACCGGAGGAAUGCUUUCCGGUCCGGGUUUCUCCAUAAUCAAAGAUAAGAAAGACAAAUUUGAAACCAAACUGCUGCCGUAUCAAACGGCUAGGAAACGACGUCGGUGCUGGUCGCCGGAGCUUCAUCGACGGUUUAUUGACGCACUUGAAAAGCUAGGUGGGCCCCAAGUGGCUACUCCUAAAAACAUAAGAGAGCUUAUGAAAGUGGAUGGACUAACUAAUGAUGAAGUUAAAAGCCAUUUACAGAAGUAUAGGCUUCAUGUUCAAAAGCAUCCAACUGGUAGCAUUACCACUACUCGAUUGUCAGCUGAAGUAGGAAUGGAUCAUAGUGAAGAACAGCUUGAAUUGGGGUGUUCAACAAUGGACCUUCAACAUUCAAGCUCCCCAAAAGGCCCAUUUCACUUGAAGGGUUCGAGAAAAUGUAACUCUUCAAGCAUGGAAGAAGACGAAGAGGAGGAGAAAUCUGAUGGUCAGAGCUGGAAAGUUCAGCAUUAUAUGUAGAAAUAUAUAGCAGGUUGUUGCUAAUUCAACAACGUAACGUAACACACCUUUGAGCUUUGGCUAGGGUGAAUCUAGUAUAAUAUAGUAUAGCGUAUUAUAAUGUACUAAAAUGCAAAGCUUUGACAAGCAUGUAAAACUAUUGAAAUGUAACAAAAAAAAGGAGAGGCUGGGAAACUGCUAUGCUCCACACCUAUAUACUGCCCACAUUUGAGGCCUUUUAGUGUGGAGGGAAGAAGAGGCCCUAACAAAUUUUGCCGCGAGAUUUAGGAUUAUCUGUAUUAAUUGUUUGUACCGGAUGUUGAGUUAUAGAAUAACCUUGUGCCUCUUCUUUCGA
This is a messenger RNA of Spinacia oleracea (spinach), 1553 nucleotides long. Its product is annotated as transcription factor HHO5. Lineage: Eukaryota; Viridiplantae; Streptophyta; Magnoliopsida; Caryophyllales; Amaranthaceae. Bases 182 to 1219 code for a protein of 345 amino acids. The record is from RefSeq and is a predicted model, not a curated record. Gene Ontology annotation, biological process: regulation of DNA-templated transcription. The transcript has 5 exons. Gene Ontology annotation, molecular function: DNA-binding transcription factor activity; DNA binding.